Molecule: messenger RNA, 5168 nt
Organism: Physcomitrium patens
Lineage: Eukaryota; Viridiplantae; Streptophyta; Bryopsida; Funariales; Funariaceae
Source: RefSeq, a predicted model, not a curated record
GACAUGGGAGAGGGAUACGGUUCUAGCUGGAACGGCACUCCUCCAGCUAGUUCGUCGAAAUCUUUGUUAUGCUUUUGGGGAGGUCCGAGCUUGCUGGCAUGGCAAUGGUAGAUUUCGGCAAUUGCAACAAGUCUUCAAUCCAUCGGGAUUAGAUGUUCCAUGGCACUGACGAAACAGCUGUUCCAAGUUCUCGUGCUUCUUGUGUAACUCGAGCGGUGCCAAACGUCGCUCUCAAAUGACUGAAGCUUUUAGGAAUAGUGUACCCCCGUGCCAUCUUCAGUUGGUUCCAGAGGGCAGUAAAGAUCAGGGCGGGACAUCUGAUCCGUGCUCGGAGAUCGUCAUGACUCUGCUUCGAGCUCUUCCCUUCUCACUCUGAUUUCCUGCAUCAUUUCAAGUUAGGUUUGUAGGUGGCAGCGGUCAUUCGGCUUCUUUUCUGGCCCAAACUUGCUGACUCCGUGCUAGUGCGAUGUGUAUUUUUUUCACCCUGGACGUAGCGGGGCGUACGUAUGUCAAGAUUACCCCAAGUUUUGCAGCGCUUUUUUAGUUGCCAAGUGGUCCGAUAAACUUUGUAAUACAAUCUUCAUAUGUUGCAGUGAUUACAUUUUGCAGGGACUGCACUGCAGUGGUGGAACAGGCUACGAAGGUCUGCAGUUGCUUUACAUCCGUUGGAGAGUACACGAUUAUCGGGCUUUUUGAGGCUAGGAAGCAGUCAUAGGCGUAUGAAAUCGGAACAAGGACCACGACAAAGCUAACCAGCGUUCCAGAUCAGACACGGCCUCUGUACAUCACUGCAGAAAUCCAUCGCUCAAAACAAGAGAUUGAUGCAGUUGUUGAAGCUCUGCGCAAGCUUUUGAAGAAUAGGUGACUUGAUAUGAAGAAUGCAUUGAGCAUCUAUUUCUUUUCAGACUUGCUGCAAAGUUCAUGUGUAGCAAGUGAAGCUCUCUAGUUCCAAUUAUGAUGUCUAAGAUUGACUUUUGACACGUACCCCGCAUAAUUGAGUUCAUGUUAGGGUGUGCUCUUCCGAAAAUACGUUCAAAUAAUUUGAGCUACGCCGUGGGGACAUCAACAUUUUAAACGCAGUGCUAAAGCCAAUUAUGUAUCUAAGAACUGGGAGAUACGCACCUGAAUGAAGAAAUUCAGAAACUUAGUCCAGAACAUCGUAACCAUGAUUAGAAGACUUUAUCCAUUAAUAUUCCAGACACCAGAGGUAUGCACUUCCGAAUGCUCUACAUAGUUUGGGGAGCGCACAGAUGUGUUAUUGACAAACGACAUGCAAUCAAGAGUUUUCCAGCAUUUUGGUUCCGAAAUUGGACAAUUUUCAAGAGGGUCUUCGCACAAUUACAAGUUCUUGUUCUAAUAUGUUAAGUACGCAGGGUUGCUCGUUUGGUGUCUUAGGUGAAUCCAUCAAAACUAUUUAUGUGACUUUAUUGCACUGUUUCGAUUUUGAACAAUGUUUAUUCGUCACUCACAGAUCCGAGUAUCUAAGCAUUUUAGAUCGCUGGACGUUUUUAAGUCAAUGUUGUUAUAUGAAAUCACUCAACAUUAUCUAUUGGUCAACAUUAGCACUCUCUAAGUCACGACUUGAAGACGCAGUACAUAACUUCUAACAAUAUCGAUUGUGUCUCCGUUAAUUCCCUCAGGUUAACAUAUGUUGCUGAUUUUCUUUUUGGUUCAUGGCCUGAUUGGUCACUAAUUGUGGUGGCUGCACGUAUGAGUCCUGUAGGAGGAGUAAUUCGUGCACUUUUUCGACUGUUCAGCACUUCAGUAACUAGGAUGUGAAGCUCCUUUUAUGAAAUAAGGGCAAAGUCCAAGACUUUGUCAAGUACCACCUCAUUCGGUUUCUUGGACUUGAAACCGACAAGUUGAUGUCUUGUCGCAAGUGGCUGGUUCUAGGUAGAGUGUCACCUAGCAGCAGGAUACUUUCGAUAUCAACACCAUGCAAAGUCUCUCACAGAACAGCUUUUGUCCAUUAGGCAUUCAUUCAAGUAUCUACGUCAUGCAACUAGAAAGCAAGUGAUACUUCGGACUGGGUUUCGGUCCAAUUGGCUUCCGUCAAAAAGAAUAAAAUAGUUUGGACCAAUUUGAAUCGGCCUGGAAGGCUUUACGGGUGAAGACUUUUUCCCUUCAUUCUCGGCGACGAGGUCGCAAGGGGGAGCAUCUAUAAUUGGUAGGUCACGAGAUCCCCCAGGAUUUUUUGAUCUCCCACUGCCGUUGCGUCUGAUCGCUUCCUUGGAAGAGUAACGAGCCCAAAGCAACUUCAGUUCGCGUAUAACAUGGCCACUCGUGUGAGCAUGAGAAAGAGAAAACCUGAGCACAGAGGGGCUGGAGUGUGAGGACGUUAAAUUUGGUUGCCAACAGACAACGCCAUGCCCAUGAAUCCGAAGAGAGCGUCAGGUACGUGAGGGUUACCGCCCAGAAUAGCUGGUCAUGACGAAUCUUCUGUAUGUUCUCCCUUGCCGCGCGCACAAACACAUCAGGGAUGCUUUGCCCGUGAGCGCGCUGCGUGGUGUAAAGUUAUCGAAGCGUGCGUCUGACGAACCGCAUAAACCUCUCAUUUCAUUGUUUUGUGAAUUCUAGUCGGACGGAGUUUUCCAUAUUAUCCAAUACGUCUCUCCAGGUGUCUGGAAUCAUCGUUUUUCUGGCAUGGGACGGGAGUUGCAUAUUACAAGAGUUGGGCGUCGUCACUGACUUUACUUCUGGAAGGCGAUGAUGAGUUGAACAGCAUUAGAGGUAGAGAUCCCCGGCCAGGAACUUGGUCAUGGAAUCCUGCAUGGACGAAACAGGCAUGAACCCGUAAGCAUUGUAAGUUGCAGCCAACGGGACAUCAGUUGGAUGCGGGUAUGAAAAACAAACAAGCAAAUCCAUUCUUGGACUAGUUCUUAGAUCUACAAUGCCACCUACAACAGCAAUACUUAAGGUUAUGAGAAGAUAUCUAUCAUGCUCUCUGGAGUGUGGUCCUCUUCUUACAAUCUUAAAUUUUAAAUUUCUUGAAAGGCGGCAUUGUGGACCUAAGACCUUGGUCAAGUGUGGAAUAAGGCUAAACUGCUGGUACAUUUUGGAGCACUUUUAUCUUCGUCAAAUAUAAUGAAGACACAGGGCUGAACCUGUAAGUGUUUCAAAACAAGUUUUCGAAUGCUUCUGAAACCUUCGAAUAAGUUGGCAGUUCUGGCUUGUAUGCACUCCUGUGCCAUGUUUUUGUUUUCAGUUGCAUUUCCUUAGUUCUCAAGUCCAUUCGGUACAUUGUGAGAUAAUCUCGUAAUCGUUGGUUCAGGUUGAUAAUCUGUUCUGGUCGGCACUGACACUCCUGUCUUAGCUUGUCAGAAGAUUCAUCUUUGUGCACGUUCCUAUGCUGUAUCAGAGGAUGUGAAUAGGCGACUGCAUUAAUUCUUAGUGUAUGUCCAUGCGUAGAAGCACAAUCAUUCUUGUUUCUCCAAAAAGUUGUCACUACGAUAUCAGUUAUCGAAUAUGAGACGAGCGGUCUGAAGGAUGGGCUCCGCAAAUCCCGAUUAGGGAGACUGAGCGGAACAGUCCGCCGCACCCUCUUGCCGUCCUGCAGACAAUGCACACACUUGCUUUCCCUGCCACAGCCUUUCUGUUCCAAGCUCAAUCGAUUCAAUCACCCAUUGUGGUGUAAUAGAAGUACUGCCAAGGUCCCGUCGGAUACGAAUCUUGCUGAAAUCCGAGGGAUUCAACGGGAGGUGGAAUUAGGGCAGUAGGCCUGUAGCCGCGUAGUUAGGGUUUUUGUGUUUUUGUGACUAAUUCUAUGUGAGUAUGAGUGGCCUCGUGAGUGCAAUGGCGACUUAUGCUGACCGUGUCUGGGGAGAGACUCGGACAGAGUGUUAUGACCGCAUGCGUUUGGAAUCGAGACGGGCGCGACCAGUCGCAACCGGCGAUAGAGUUGUGAGCCUAGAAGAGGCAUUCUCCAGCGUCUUCGAACAACAACACAGCCCCACCGGAACACUCCACCCGACCAAGGCCCACCGGUUACGACAUAUAGAUAUGUUAUGUUUACAGGAACAUAAAUUGAGGGGGUCCAGAUACCACGACCUCGGGCGCCAGAUCUGGCGUCAAGCUAAGUUCUUAGGAUGCGAGGCCGCUCCUGGCCACAACCAUACUGACGGCCAGGAGGGGGCAGGAAAAGGAGGAAUCUGUAUGUUCCUCUCCCCCCGCAUUCAACACAUGAUCCAUUCCCAUGGGUUGGUGGGUGUCAACCUCGCCCAAUGGGUACUACGUGGCUACGACGGGGGAGACGUGGCAGUCCUUAACACGUACGCGCCUCAUACGGCACAAGAACGGAGCCAACCAUGGCACAAAAUGCUCCGACUACCGCAAGGAUGUCGAUGGGUACCGUGUGGAGAUUGAAACAUGGUAGAAACCGCGAGGGACAAGUCAACUGAAUGUGGCCAGUUACUCUGAGAGAAAAAGAAAAGUUCAACCUCCUGAAAGCACACCUACAAGUCUCGGAUUACUUCACUUACACCGGGCCCCGCACAUACACCUGGGAUAACCGGCGUAGCGAUGGGACCCGAGUCCUAGCCCGGCUUGAUCGGACGUACACGUUCCACAGCCCAUCAGGCCAACAGAGCCAAUAUGUUACCCAGCACGAGAUAAUGGGUGACUGCAAUCUAUCAGAUCACCUACCGAUUAAACUCUCCAUUGAACUGGGAGCUGAAAGGUCAGCGGGCAGCAGUUACAAACUGAAUAGUAAGUACCUGUAUGAUCCGUCUAUCCUGGAGCAAAUGGUCGCUCUCUGGAAGAGCUAUCAAGGGCAGAUGGACUUCUUCGGCAAACUGCACCGUCUCACAAAAUGGUACAAUACCCCUUGCCUUCGUAAAACUGAGUCCCGAGCCCACGAAGUCGCUCUAAGGGAGCGCCUCCAGCAAGCCCAGGAAACAUUACAGCAACACCUGGCGUGUCCCAGCGCGCAGGCCACCUUGACGGAGAUCCAAGACGAGGUAUCUCAGUAUGAAACCCAGCGAGUAGAGGGUCAGCUACUUCGAUCGAGAGUUAAAUGGCGAGCAAAGGGGGACUCAGGCACGCAAGAAUUUUAUCGUGCAGUCCAAUAUCAUACACCCCCCCCCCCCCCCCCCCACCAAUCUCACCGAACUGGCAGAUCAGAUCGGGAUGCUACACCGCAGUCGAGCACAGAUGGAGGAAAUCUGUCAUGA